CGCGAUAUCGCAAUUCGCACAGCCCAAGAAGUCCGAGAGUGCAGCAGCACAUCCAGCGCGAAACUCGUAAUAUAUAUCCAGCAGGAUAUAUAUUGUAAUAAAUUUGCCAGUGCCGAAGCGAGAGCAGCGGUCGCUGUUAUAAAUAUUUUAUCGCAUCCUCAUUAAUAAAUCGUACGUUACGAUCAUACAUUCGAAUUGAAAGAAAAAAAUUUCGAUCCAAUCCGUUGCUAAUAUACUAGCCAAAGUAAAAAAUAUAUGAUUAAUUUUAAUCGUGCGUGCGUACGCGUGUAUAAAUUGUACAGACAGAAAGUUAAAUCUAUGAAAUAAAUAAUCACAAAAAGGAUAAACAAAUAUCUUUAAACAAUUUUACAACAAUCCCGAAUAGUCAACUUGUGUCUUCGGCAUCGUCGCUCGCGUUCCGAAAAAAACAAAAAUCAAAAAAAACACUUGGCGCGCAAAGCAGAGACACCCGCAACGAGUAUUAGGAGUAGGAGUAACGUACAAGCGCAAAAAAAAGGAAAGAAAUAAAAGAAGAUAGAGCCGCUUUACAGUUUUUGCGUGGCGUUAAAGAAGAGAGUCGUUCGUCCACUGUGCAUGUGCUUAUUGCUACGGUCGUUUUUGUGCGCGCUGCUAUCUCUUUCUCUCUCCGCCGAAGCAGCAGCAGCAGCAGCAGCAGCAGAGAGUUUCUAACGCGGUGCGUGUGCGUGUCUGGCUCUGCGCGACUCCGUGUCGAGUACAUACGUGUGCGUGUGUGUGUGUGUGUAAUAUUCAACAUCUCUCCUAAUCGCACACUUACUACUACUACUACUAGCAUAUACUCUCGUCGCGCGAGGCGAGUUCGAAACGCUCUGCAGUACCAUAUACCUUAUAUACCGACCAACAGCUUUGAGAGUCAGUGUGGCCUCGUAACGUGUGCAAGACACAUCGUUCUCGUCGUUGUGUUGCGUUAAGCAACGAACUCCUCUGCGCCCGAGUAUUAAAGCAGUAGUGUGCUGUGUGUCCCGUACAUCGGUACAUGUACGAUAAUAUACGGUAGUAGUGCGUCCGCCGAGCAGCAGCAGCAGCAGCAGCAGCAGCAGUUGAUUGUUGGUGCCGCGAUAUACAACACGUAUUUAUUAUAUAUAUUAUAUUAUAUAUAUAGUCGUCUGCGUGUGCGUGCAGUGCGUUACAUCGUGCGUCCACUCUACUCUUUCUCUGGUGCAAGUGUUGUAUAAAAAAAAUAUUUGGUUUUAUGUGUGCCCGUUGUAGCAGCAUAAUAACAAACAACAGCGAACGCCGAAGGAGCCUCCCUCGCGACGAGCAGCAGCAACGACAUAUUUUCGAGUACUCGUCCAGCUAAAAGGAAAAAAUAAUAAACAGGAGGAAAACCUGCCCGUCGUUAUACACAUAUAUAUUAUUUAUAAAAGGUGAGUCACAUCUCUUCUACUCGAGGGGUUUUUUACAUUCGUGAAACUAAUGCCAUGGUCGAUAUACGAAUUUAGCGGACAAGACGCGGGCACAAGGAGGAAGACUUCCGAUUGAAACAAGCACGAGCAGCAGUAGCAGCAUCAGAAAGAAAAAAUGCGCGAAUACAAGAUCGUAGUUCUGGGCAGCGGUGGCGUCGGCAAAUCCGCCCUGACCGUACAGUUCGUCCAGGGCAUAUUCGUCGAAAAAUACGACCCGACCAUCGAGGACAGCUACCGAAAACAGGUUGAGGUCGACGGGCAACAAUGCAUGCUCGAAAUUCUCGACACCGCGGGCACGGAGCAAUUCACGGCCAUGAGGGAUCUCUACAUGAAGAACGGACAGGGCUUCGUUCUGGUCUACUCGAUAACGGCCCAGUCGACGUUCAACGACCUGCACGAUCUGCGAGAGCAGAUUCUGCGAGUAAAGGACACGGACGACGUGCCCAUGGUACUGGUCGGCAACAAAUGCGAUCUCGAGGACGAGCGAGUCGUCGGCAAGGAUCAGGGCGUCAAUCUCGCCCGGCAAUACAACUGCGCCUUCAUGGAAACAUCUGCCAAAGCGAAAAUCAAUGUCUAUGACAUAUUCUUCGAUCUGGUACGGCAAAUCAACAAAAAGUCUCCCGAAAAGAAAACGAAGCAGAAAAAGAAAUCGCUGUGUAUAGUGCUGUAAAGUAGUCCGAGGUGCCCUCUCUGACGAGCGUUCUCUCGCCUUCUCGAAAGAAAGAUAAUUCAUUGCAAAUCCAAGAUGAAGAAGCUUAGCCGCAGAUGAUUAUAAAAGUGAAGGAUAUGAAAACAGAAGUUAUAUUAUAUACAUAUAAAUAUAUAUAUAUAUAAAUAUAAACAAAUUUAAUUUUAUUUAAAAUUAAAAGAAAAGUAAAACAAUUGAGAGCUAAAAAUAAAAUACCAGAGCCAAUGAAUACCGAGACUGCGUUUAUUUUCGGGUAUUCAAGGCGCAUGUAAGCAAAAAAAAACUAUCGAGCAAAUUCAAAAUUAUAAAGGGAAAAACAAAUAAUUGAUUUGAGUGAAAAUAAUUUAAAAAUCGAUAAUAAACUAACGAAUACCUUAUGCUUUGAUAUCCUUGGAAUAGACGCGACAAAACACUAUAUAGUUGAGAACGUGUGCUGAUUUCAACCAUUGACGUACACACAUACAUAUUAAGUACACUUCAGCAUUUGUACACAAAUAUUAAUUGAAUACGUAAGAGAAAAAAAAUUGUAUGUAGACGAGUUUGAGAAAAAUAUGACAAUUGGAAAGUGUGUGCUUGCACAGGGUGUUUACAAUGUAGAACAAUCCCAAUCCGAAAGGAAGUAUAAAGCUAAAAUGUUCACAGAAAGAUUAAAUGAGAAAAAAGUACGAGAGGUCAUUGCUUCGCUGUGUAUCGAAGGAUGAAUGAAAAAUCAUUACUCUUCGUGAGCUCGUAAGUUUUUUUAUGAAUAUGUCUUGUAUAUAAUACGAAACUAACUUUGAGUAUCGCGCUGCAUUAAGGCAUGUGUGCACAAAUUGAGAUUUUAUUAUAUGUGGUGGGCUAACGUCGAGUGGAACGUAUGAGAAUGAUGAGAAGAACGAAUAAAUGUGUCAUUCUAAAAUUUAUAUUAGAUAGUGUCAUUUUUUCGUUUUUUUCCAUUUAAUAAAUGAUGUGUAUCCAAACUCAUAAUAAACAUGCUAGUAACUUAAUUGUGUUUUUUCUUAGCGACUGUUUACUUCGGCUACAGUUUAUUUUUUUUCUCAUUUUUUUAAACGUUUUUAAAUAGAAGGUUACGAGAUACUAUUAAUUGAUCGCCGAACGAAGAAUCUUUCCAAAUUCGAAAGUGAAUCAAGAAAAGUUGGCUAAAAGAUUUCUGUCAUUAAAAUAAUACGAGAUGUAGAUGAACUUUUGAAGGGGAGAGUGAGGUCGGAGUACUUGCAUGUAUCGUUUGUAAUAAUGUUUUUAUAAUGUAUUAAGCUUUGUAUGUUGAAAAAUGGCCCUAGUACCGAGCUCGCAGGUUAUGUAGUUUUAUGUAAAAAAUUUAGAUAAAUCGGAAAGCAUGGUAUUUUAUUAGUCUUCGAUAAUAUAUUUUUCAAUGUAAAAUACAAUGGUCAAUAUACUGGUUGUUCAGAAAG
Messenger RNA from Trichogramma pretiosum, 3545 nucleotides. RefSeq names its product ras-like protein 3 (gene Rap1). Lineage: Eukaryota; Metazoa; Arthropoda; Insecta; Hymenoptera; Trichogrammatidae. The record is from RefSeq and is a predicted model, not a curated record. Gene Ontology annotation, biological process: cellular response to cAMP; negative regulation of synaptic vesicle exocytosis; Rap protein signal transduction. Gene Ontology annotation, cellular component: plasma membrane. Gene Ontology annotation, molecular function: GDP binding; GTP binding; GTPase activity. Bases 1561 to 2115 code for a protein of 184 amino acids. The transcript is spliced from 5 exons.